This is a messenger RNA of Penicillium longicatenatum, 456 nucleotides long. Its product is annotated as copper transporter family protein. Gene Ontology annotation, cellular component: membrane. Gene Ontology annotation, molecular function: copper ion transmembrane transporter activity. Bases 1 to 456 code for a protein of 151 amino acids. NCBI's taxonomy places the organism in Eukaryota, Fungi, Ascomycota, Eurotiomycetes, Eurotiales, Aspergillaceae. Gene Ontology annotation, biological process: copper ion transmembrane transport. The transcript is spliced from 2 exons. The record is from RefSeq and is a predicted model, not a curated record.
AUGGAAAUGUCUAUGGCAACGACCACAUCCGCAAGCAUGGACAUGUCCAGCACAGCCACAUCUUCAGCCGCAACUUCAUCCUCCUCCACAUCGAGCAUGGAUAUGGGUGGAAGUUCUUGUAAAAUCUCGAUGUUAUGGAAUUGGAACACGGUGGACUCUUGCUUUAUCGCGGAGUCGUGGCACAUUACUUCCAAAGGCAUGUUUGCUGGCUCUUGCAUUGGAGUCAUCUGUCUCGUGAUCUGUCUGGAAUUCCUCCGUCGCCUUGGCAAGGAAUACGAUCGCUUUCUCUUGAGACAACAUGAGCUACGCGCUGCAAUGGUAGGGUCCGAAACUUCUGUUGAGGCUUCUUGCCUACGGAGUAAACCCCUUGCUUUCACACCAUCGGUUCUUCAACAGUCUCUUCGUGCUCUAUUGCACGUGGCUCAAUUUGCUGUAGCAUACUUUGUCAUGUUGUGA